This is a messenger RNA of Bactrocera dorsalis (oriental fruit fly), 1319 nucleotides long. Its product is annotated as protein late bloomer. Lineage: Eukaryota; Metazoa; Arthropoda; Insecta; Diptera; Tephritidae. The record is from RefSeq and is a predicted model, not a curated record. Gene Ontology annotation, cellular component: membrane. The transcript is spliced from 6 exons. Bases 168 to 824 code for a protein of 218 amino acids.
AAAUCAAAUAAGCAAAAGCAAAAGGAAAGGCAAAUUAUUAGCGGCGGCGGCGAAAUAGUCGCGUUGGAGGUGUAGGUAGUUUCAGUCUAUUCGCGUUUGGCGCCGUUGAUGGUUUUCCAAUUCGCUAGCACUUCACGUGAAUGGUAAAUAAAUAAAUAGCAACAAGCAUGGCGUGUUCAACAAAAACUCUGAAAGUAUUUUCUUUGAUUUGGGAUAUCCUCUAUGCGCUGAUCGGCUUGGUCAUCAUUGGCAUUGGCGCUUAUGUGAUCAUCAAACUUGAAUAUUUCAAUACCGCAGCCUUCGUAAUACUCGGCUUGGGUAUCGUGGUGAUCUUGACCGCUGUCUUGGGUUCACUGGGUGCGGCACAUGAAAGCAGCCAGAUCUCCAAAACGUUCGCCAUUAUACUGCUGUUAUGGGUUGUGCUGCAAACACUAUCGGUUGGCUUCUUAUGGAUCUUCCAGUCAACGUUGCUGAUCAACAUCGAUCACACCUUCGAUCAGUUGUGGGGCACGCAGACAGUGCCCAUCAAGCCGGGCAACGCUAGUCAUAUAGCGAGCAUUGAGAGAUGGCUCGAUUGUUGCGGCAAUAUCGGCUCUAGCGAUUACCUGCUCCCGCCCAAUAGCUGCUACAACAGCGUUACGGACAAGCUGAACCUCGACGGCUGUCGACAGAAGUUUCUCGAGUACGUGGCCGAGCGCUGGCAGGCGUUCAAUUUCUUCGCCAUCGGCGUGGUGUUGAUCGAGCUGAUUUGUGCCGCUUUCGCUUGGGUCUUGGCCAACAGCAUUGUGAAUCGCUGGCGCCGCUCGAAAUACUAUCCCAAAUAAGCAGUUUAACGCGAUCCAUUUAAAUGCGCACAAAGGCCAAAGAAUUUCUACACACACAUAUACAUAGCAUAGGUGGAAAGUGUGUAUGCAUAGCUGAUUAGAUGCAGUUACAAACGUACACAACUGUACAUACCAAUCGAUGUAUUUCUUUUAUUGUUUUUGCUUUUUUGUUUUUCUUAAAAUUGUUUGAUUUUUUUGUUUUGUUUUUGUAAACAAAGUCAACACAAAACGAUAUUUUGUAGAAGUGUUUGCUCUGACGUUGGAAAAUAUGAAAUUCAUUUCGCUAGUCUACCUCAACAUGCUCAUAAAUUAGCUAAGCUACUAAAGAAAACAGUAAAAGCGCCGCUCUGAACUCAGCUUAGCGGGAAAAUAUUUAAUUACCAACACACACGCAUACAUAUGUCAGCGAUAAUAAACACAUACAUACAUAUACAUAGAUGAAAUUUAUAAAUUCGCAAGUCAAACGAAACGAAGGUGCCAAAAAUGGUGUUCAAU